GCCAGCCUAACCCCUCAAAGCGUCUCCCAGACUUGGGUGGUAAAAGAUGAUCGCAGUAUCCGACACCCUGAGAUUCAGGGGUAUCACUGGACGGGAGUUGAGAUAACGUCGCCGGCUGAAAGGGCCAACACUCCUGUGGUCUUCAAGGUACUUCGCUAUGUCUGUGAGCUACUGAAGUCGAAUUACAGAAUCUUGACCAACACAUCCUGCGGAUUCCAUGUCCAUGUAGGCGACGGCGACAACGACAUGACGCUCGAGCACAUCCGGCGAGCCCUCGGAUUUUUCUGGGCUGCGGACCCGCUGCUGAGCUGUUUGCACCCACCACACCGGAGAUACAAUUACUACACGCAGAACAUAAGGGAGGGGAGUGCAUUAUCACAUGGUAAAAGCAGUAAGGGUUAUUUUGCGGGAAGCCAUGGAACGCGUGACAAAUUCUGCACUCGAUAUGUUUUCGCCGGGACGCGGCACGGGGAACUGCCAAUACAGUGGCGGCGCGACAAUCGUAGCCGGCAUCACAUCGAGGCUUUCGAAGCAACUAGAGCACCCGGCCAUUACGAGCCUUUCAUUUGGCGAGACCAUGCCGAAGAUGAACGGAAAAACAACGAGACCCGCAAGACCUACGACGAGUCGGCGUCGGAACUUGAGUUGGCUUCAUUGUUUGAGGACUGGGAAAUCGAGUCUCGUAUAAAGAGACACAAAGCGAAGGCCGACGACGAAGGCAUCGCCGCGGACGUAGGCGCUCCGUAUGUUUCGACGCGGCCCCGGCGGGGUCUAGGCCAUUUUAAGAUUCCGGUAUUUACACCAGAGGACCAAGAUCGGAUCCGCAGAGAAUUCAAUGUGGAACAUGCCAUAUGGCGGCCUAAUGGCAAGGCAGAGCCCGACAUCGGGGUCUUUGCCGGUCUCGCGGAGAUAUUCUCAGCAAGCAGCUCGUGCACGCUGCAACUGCUUCACCGAGUCUCGAGGAACGAGCGCCCGAACUACAACUUCGACUCGUACGCGUGCCCCAUAGCUCAGAGCCGCCCCUUCGAACAACACACUGUAGAGUUCCGUCAAGCGGCGGGAACGCUAGAUGGCGCCUGGGUCGAGGUAUGGGCGAGAAUCUGCGUCGGCCUCACGCACUUCGCCAUCCACGCCCCCGUCCCCGAGUACUUGAGUGUCAUGUAUCACCUACAUGAAGCCCAAGCCGAGGGAGCCCCGUACAAUGUGAUAGACUUGCUAGACGAGGUUGGCCUAUUUGCCGAGGCAGAGUUUGCGGCGAAGAGGCUUGCGCGGUAUAAGAAGGAGUGGGGGCUGAAGUUCACGAACGAGACGGACGAACCGUCAUGAAUGGAAUCCAGGUAGGUAGGUAUGUAAACCCGCCUUGCGCUGGGACCCAAUUGACUCCGAGGCUCUCUCGUUUCCAGAUUGGGUUGGAAUUCACGAAAAUGAGAGAGGGCCAAGAGCAGAGGUAGGUAGGUAAGACGCGAACGACUCUCGAAAUACAGAGCGUUGCUCUAAGGUAAGUAAAUAAAAGAUAACGUUACAUACCAAUUGAGCCAGCCCUUAUAUGCCUACAUACCGCAAAGCGUAAAUGUAGG
Molecule: messenger RNA, 1577 nt
Organism: Durotheca rogersii
Lineage: Eukaryota; Fungi; Ascomycota; Sordariomycetes; Xylariales; Xylariaceae
Exons: 1
Coding region: 247-1326 (359 amino acids)
Source: RefSeq, a predicted model, not a curated record